CCUCAUCAACAACAUGGUUAAUGUCUUUGCUGUCCAGAUAUUCUUUAUCGUCUUCCGAGAAUGUCUCGAGGCUGUUAUUAUCGUCUCCGUGCUUUUGUCCUUUCUCAAACAAUGCUUGGGCCAGCCUCAUCAAGAUCCAACCAUUUACAAACGGCUGCGAAAACAAGUUUGGCUGGGCUCUAUCGUGGGUGUGAUCUUCUGCCUGAUAAUUGGAGGAGUUUUCAUCGGUAUCUUCUAUGCAUUAGGGGAUGAUAUUUGGUCAUCCUCCGAGGACCUGUGGGAAGGCAUAUUCUAUCUUAUUGCAACGAUCAUUAUCACGAUCAUGGGAUUGGCUCUACUACGUAUCAACAAGUCCAAGCAAAAAUGGCGCGUGAAGAUUGCCAAAGCACUGAUGGAACGAAAUAAGGGCUCGUCCCGCUGGGCGCGUGGCGACUGGGGCCGCCGUUAUGCGAUGUUCAUUCUACCGUUCGUUACAACAAUGCGUGAGGGCGUGGAGGCGGUUGUCUUUGUUGGGGGCGUCUCAUUGGGAUAUCCGGCUACUGCGUUUCCCCUGCCCGUGAUAACGGGAAUUAUAACUGGCUUAUUGACUGGUUGGCUGAUAUACCGAGGCGGCAACGUCAUGUCAAUUCAGAUCUUUUUGAUUGCCUCGACCUGCGUGCUGUACCUAAUCGCAGCCGGCAUGUUCUCCAAGGCAAUUUGGAGUUUACAAUAUCACGUCUUCGCUGUCAAGGUUGGAAGCGAUGUCGCUGAAGUUGGGUCAGGGCCGGGCUCCUACAACGUCAAAGAGGCUGUGUGGCAUGUCAACUGCUGUAACCCAAAGACUGAUAAUGGGUGGGAUGUUUUUUAUGCCAUUCUAGGCUGGCAGAACACGGGCACCUACGGGUCCGUCAUUUCAUACUGCGCCUACUGGAUUCUCAUUAUCGCCUGUAUUUCAUGGAUGAUGUAUGAGGAACGAACUGGGAGCGUUCCUCUUGCUCAUAGAUUUUGGAGCGUGGUGGCCCUUAUUCCCCUGCUGAGGAGCUAUUCAAAAAAGAAGCUGGAGACAAUGGAUGCGAAACAGCAAGAUAUUGUUCGGAUGGUCAAUUCUGCCAUGUUCCUUGAGUCUACGGCGGCAGAAACAAGCAAGGCGACCCAACAAGAGUGACGAACUGAAAGGAAUAUCGACUCGAUGCUAGGACAAUGGAUGCGGAAGGGGAUUAACCUUAUGGCCUUCGUUGGAAUCAUUCCCUUUAUUCAAGUUGCCAACAGGUAUUUCUCUUCGCUUCUAGUUCUUGUGCCUUCUUUCUUCCCCAGAUUCGUGACCUUGGUUUAAUGAUACGAGUUGAUUCAUGAUCAUCUUGCUGAUCAUAAGAAGUAAAUUAAUUGAGUCUGGGUGCUGCUGCGCGU
Messenger RNA from Histoplasma capsulatum G186AR, 1386 nucleotides. Its product is annotated as plasma membrane iron permease. Gene Ontology annotation, biological process: iron ion transmembrane transport. Gene Ontology annotation, cellular component: plasma membrane; high-affinity iron permease complex. The record is from RefSeq and is a predicted model, not a curated record. The transcript has a single exon. NCBI's taxonomy places the organism in Eukaryota, Fungi, Ascomycota, Eurotiomycetes, Onygenales, Ajellomycetaceae. Bases 14 to 1144 code for a protein of 376 amino acids. Gene Ontology annotation, molecular function: ferrous iron transmembrane transporter activity.